Messenger RNA from Penicillium expansum, 1605 nucleotides. RefSeq names its product putative C2H2 finger domain protein. NCBI's taxonomy places the organism in Eukaryota, Fungi, Ascomycota, Eurotiomycetes, Eurotiales, Aspergillaceae. Gene Ontology annotation, cellular component: cytoplasm. The coding region runs from base 1 to 1605 and encodes 534 amino acids. Gene Ontology annotation, molecular function: zinc ion binding; nucleic acid binding. The transcript has 2 exons. The record is from RefSeq and is a predicted model, not a curated record.
AUGGGCCAAUUCCAUUCCACUAGCCAGGCUAGCUCGGGCGCUUCAGAACAAUUAGACCGGAAGACCGACUAUUAUGAGCUGCUUGGUGUAACCCGCAGUGCAACAGACGAUGAGAUCAAAAAAGCAUAUCGAAAAAAAGCUCUUGUAUUGCACCCAGAUCGCAAUUAUGGGAAUGUUGACGAGGCUACCAAGCUGUUCGCCGAAAUACAAUCUGCCUACGAAGUACUAGCAGAUCCCCAGGAACGAGCAUGGUACGACUCCCAUAGCGACGCAUUUUUAGGGACCAACGGAAAUACCGAUGAUCAACACUCGUACAAUGUUCGAAUCACAACAGCCGAAGAUAUCCUCAGACUCUUUUCGAAGUUCAGUCCUCGAAUGGAAUUCUCCGACUCCCCAACCGGAUUCUUUGGAGGUUUGCGAGAGCAAUUCGAACAGCUCGUACUAGAAGAAAGAUUGGCCUGUCAGUGGGAAAAUCAAGAUCCUAUUGAAUAUCCAUCAUUUGGAUCUGGUAACGAUGAUUUCGAGACCGUUGUACGACCCUUCUAUGCUGCGUGGACCGGGUUUUCCACCCAAAAGUCGUUCGCAUGGAAAGAUGCUCAUCGUUAUUCUGAAGCGCCUGAUCGUCGGGUGCGGCGAAUGAUGGAAAAGGAGAACAGACGCCUCCGGGAGGAAGGCAUCCGAGAAUUCAAUGAUGCUGUCAGGUCACUCGUGGCUUUUGUCAAGAAACGUGAUCCACGGUAUAAAUUCAAUGCCCAAAGUGAAGCUCAACGCCAGGAAACCCUCCGCCAGUCUGUGGCUGCACAGGCUGCAAGAUCACGGGCUGUGAAUCAAGCCAAGAUGCGGGAUCAUGUCCUUCCCGAGUGGGCCCAGUCAGAGCAACCAGUGGCAGAUGACGACCAGGAGAGGAGCGAAGAGAGUGAAGUCGAGAGUUUUGAAUGUGUGGCAUGUCACAAAUAUUUCAAAAGCCAGAAGCAAUACGAGGCGCACGAACGUAGCAAGAAGCAUUUGAAGGCAGUCAAACAGCUAUGCUGGGAGAUGCGAAUGCAGAACCACGAAUUGGAUUUGGAACCCGCGGAUGACUCGAGUACCAAUGCAGUUACAACUAAACCUCUUGGGGUGGAUGACGGGAAAGAUUGGGUUUCUACUACCUCGGAGGUCGAUCUGGAACCAAGUACCUCUGUGAAGAGUCACGACAUUCCCGCUGAUGAUCGAGGGAGUUCGCAUGAUCUAGAGGAAGCAACUAUCUCCGAGCUAGAUACCCCAACGUCUUCCCACGAUGAUGAUUAUGCCUCCAGGGAAUAUGUCGAGACGAGGCUCCGCACCGAUAUGGAUUCUUUGUCCACAGGCGCCGGAGACUCCUCUGGUGUAUCUAGUCAUCCGUUCUCUUCGGACCUCACUGGCCAGUCACCAACUCUCAAAAUGGGCAAGGCCAAGCAGAAACGGGCGAAAAAGGCCGCGAAGCAAGCAGAUCAACCCACGGCGUUCAUUUGUGCAAAUUGCCAGGCUCACUUCACAUCCAAGUCUAAGUUAUUCGAUCAUAUUAGAGACCUUGACCACGCACAACCCUUAAUAGGAUCUGUUGCUAAAAAGGGGAGGAAACGCUAG